Mesorhabditis spiculigera is the source of this 918-nucleotide messenger RNA. The record is from the annotation of a GenBank genome assembly. NCBI's taxonomy places the organism in Eukaryota, Metazoa, Nematoda, Chromadorea, Rhabditida, Rhabditidae.
AUGGAGGAGAUGCCACGGAUUAAAGAGGAGCCCCAAAGUCCUGAGAUCAAAUUGGAGCAAGCCGAUACUCCGUCCACCUCAUCAGCUACACCUGAACAAAAAUUUCGGAUCACUGUACAGCCGGCUGCACAGCAGUUGAAAGAUAUAUUUAAGAAGUUCCGCCCACUUGAAGGAAAAACCGGAUUAAACCGGAUCCAUCAACUUACGAUGGCUACAUAUGCUCUGAAAACACCGGUUGACCAUAAAAUGAAGAUUGAAGAAACAAUCGAUUUUAACGAAAUUGGCAAUUAUUGGAUGCGUGUCCUCUGCGAAGUCGCCAGAUGGAUGCAAUAUAUGGACGAGUUUACCAGACUUCCUUUUCAAGACAAGAUAAAAAUACUACGAAAUUCCUGGGGAAACAUUCACCGAUUAUUAAGCGUCUCCGAUACGCUCGACCUUUUUGGAGAGGAGGCCUUGAAUGAAUAUAUCCUAGUUGUUGGCAAGAAAGCCGUUUCCGCAAAGACGAGCCAAUUUUCUAAAGAAGUCUCCACCCAGGCUUAUAUACAAAACAAUUUCGUCAAAUCAACGAUAAACUUGUUGGAGACGUUGGCACGGCCGAUGUUCGACAUGGAUACGACAAAUUUUGAGUUGGCAUUUUUGUUGGGGAUGACGUUAUGGAAUUUUAAAGGGUUAAGCGUCUCAGAAGAAGCACAAUUGGCAGCAGAACGGUUCCGAGCUGGGCUGGCGGAAGAAAUGCAUACAUACUAUGUAAAUGUGGAAACGCAUUGCUAUGCUCCGCGAAUGAUACGGUUAAUGGAAUUGGUGCAGGAUAAUGAGCUUCUCCAACGUGAACGCGGCGAGAUGUGGGCCCUCCUCGAGCUGUUCGACAUGCUCAAUAUGGAAAUUGACGAUCACUCCCUGAUCGACCCGCGUCGAAUA